AUGAUUCCUACAAGAAUGUUACUGAGACGUAUGUCGAAUAAUGUGCGACACCAAUCAAUAUUAUCUCAGAGAGCCGAAGUACAACAAGAAGAGCCGAUCCGAAUAAUUCGCACCACUGAAGAUAAUCCCCAAAAACAUAAUCGCGACCAUUUAAAUCGCUUUUACACGAUACCCCAAAAUGCUGUGAGCCAAGUAAUGCCUCGGACAUCAAUGCCAAGACGUCUGCAUAUUCAAAUAAAAACAUUUAGGGAGGCUUGUAUUAUGGUACGUGAGCCAGCUAUUGAGCUGAUUUCAUACCUUGAGCAGACAGAUUACUCCAAGCCUCCAAACAAAUAUGUCCUGUACGGACCGGUGGGAAGCGGUAAAACAUUGACGUUGAUGCAUUUAUUACACUAUGGAUAUGUUACUGAGAAGAUUUUGAUCCGACUAUCAAAAAAUUACGUCUGGAACACACGAGAGCAAAAUGCAGCAGGAACGCCACUGCAAGAGAUGAUAGAUUUUGGAAUAGGACGUGGGAAAUAUACUUGCGACGUAAUCAAUGCGCUACUCCAAGAGCUUAAAGCAGCAAGUACUGCCGGAAAUUGCAAUACUUUAGUUCUUCUUGACGGCGUCAAUGCAUUUUUUGGUGAAGACACUCUCGUAAAAGACUCCACCUUCAAACCUCUGUACGCACAGCGCGUAUCGUUGACUCAAUCAUUCUUGGAUUUCAUAAAAUACGAUUGGUGCAAUGGUGCGAUUAUUGCAACAGUUGAUUCACUAGCAGUUAAGAGGGAUAAUCAGUUUGAUUCAACAUAUCCUCGGUUUCUUCUCGGCAAAUUAGGUUUCGAGCAUCUGGACCCAUUCUUACCAAUUGAAGUCCCUAAUUACUCAGAAGACGAGUUCGAUGCUGCUAUCGAGUAUUUGAAAGACAGAAUGUGGAUUAGAAACUUAACAGAAGCUGGCAAACGUGAAUUAGAACUAUUAUCCAACAGAAAUCCUUACAAACUUAUGAGACUUACAGCAGCACGGACAAUGUCACCCUCCUUAGUGACCAAAAGAUUAGUAAGCCAUCCGCUCUCGUUUGAAAAUCCCAUCUGGAUCAUUGCUUCAACAGCUUUCUGA
Messenger RNA from Cotesia congregata, 1101 nucleotides. NCBI's taxonomy places the organism in Eukaryota, Metazoa, Arthropoda, Insecta, Hymenoptera, Braconidae. The record is from the annotation of a GenBank genome assembly.